GCCAUCUGCCUUCCUGCUGUCUGGCCCCUUGUCUUGAUUCGGAAGAAGGGAACUGGCCGACUGGAGAGAUCAUGGACGAAUUUUCUGAUCCUGAUUUGGCAGUUAUGGGUGAGGAAUCAAAAUCUGAGAAUGGAGAGAAUGCUCCUGUCUAUUGCAUCUGUCGCAAACCUGAUAUCAAUUGUUUCAUGAUAGGCUGUGAUCAUUGCAAUGAAUGGUUCCAUGGCCAUUGCAUUAACAUUACUGAGAAGAUGGCAAAAGCAAUUCGGGAAUGGUACUGCAUGCAGUGCCGAGAGAGAGACCCCACCCUUGAAAUCCGAUAUAGGCACAAAAAGUCCAAGGAGAAGGACCGUGAAGGUGAGCGGGAACGUGCUGAAAAAGAUGAGAUGCGUGUGAAAGCCCAAGAACUGGCACUGGAGCAGAGCCGCAAUUCCAAACAGAUCAAGCGCUCAGCCCGCAUGUGUGGAGAAUGUGAGGCCUGCCGGCGCACAGAGGACUGCGGGCAGUGUGAUUUCUGCCGGGACAUGAAGAAGUUUGGCGGGCCUAACAAAAUCCGUCAGAAAUGCCGCCUGAGGCAGUGCCAGGUUCGGGCUCGGGAGUCCUAUAAAUAUUUUCCAGCUUCGCCAUGGCUCAGCGACACAGACGAUGUGCCCUUCCUUGAUCCUGUGUUGCGGAAACGUGCAGUGAAAGUGAAGCAUGUCAAGCGCAGGGAAAAGAAGUCAGAGAAGAAGAAGGAGGAAAAAUAUAAGCGACACAAGCAGAAGCAGAAACACCGUGACAGGUCAAAACAUGCCGAACGGGUGGAUGCUAAAGAUCCUUCUUCCUUACAUCAAUGUCUGGGCCCUGGCUGCAUCCAGGCUGCCCGGGCUAGCUCCAAGUACUGCUCCGAUGAAUGUGGAAUGAAGCUGGCAGCCAACCGCAUCUAUGAGAUCCUCCCACAGCGCAUACAGCAGUGGCAGCAAAGUCCCUGCGUGGCAGAGGAGCAUGGCAAGAAGCUGCUGGAGCGGAUAAGGCGGGAGCAGCAGCAGGCCCGGCUUAAGUUACAAGAAAUGGAACGCCGAUUCCACGAAUUGGAAGCUCUAAUUGUCCGGGCCAAGCAGCAGGCUAUCAAGGAAGAUGAAGAGACCAGUGAAGGAGACAGUGAUGACACAGAUUUGCAGAUAUUCUGUGUCUCCUGCGGCCAUCCCAUCAACCCCAAAGUUGCCCUUCGCCACAUGGAAAGAUGUUAUGCCAAGUAUGAGAGCCAGACAUCUUUUGGGUCUAUGUAUCCCACACGUAUUGAAGGAGCUACUCGUCUUUUCUGCGAUGUCUACAACCCACAAAGCAAGACAUACUGCAAACGCUUGCAAGUCCUCUGCCCAGAGCAUUCCCGAGACCCAAAAAUUUCGGCAGAUGAGGUGUGUGGUUGCCCCAUGGUAAAAGAUGUGUUUGAGCUCACUGGGGAAUUCUGCCGGGUGCCCAAACGGAAAUGCAAUCGACAUUACUGCUGGGAGAAGUUGCGCCGGGCUGAGGUGGAUUUGGAGCGAGUGCGUGUGUGGUACAAGCUGGAUGAGCUGUUUGAGCAGGAACGAAAUGUUCGGAUGGCUAUGACUAACCGGGCUGGGUUACUUGCCCUCAUGUUGCAUCAGACAAUCCAGCAUGAUCCACUGACCACAGAUUUGCGCACAACCACUGAUCGUUGAGCUGGUGCUUUCUUGACUGCGGAUGAUGCCUUCAUGAUUCAGUGCCAAUUGAACCAGAAUCUUUUUAAAUUAUUUUUCUUAAGCUCUUUUUUCAUUAAAACUGUCUGGUCUUAGCCACCUUUCCCAUCACUCCCGUAGAAUCUAGUUUUCCUUGACCCUAAUCUCUGUGUCAGUAUUAUAGCCUUGCUGUGAUCAGUCCUUUUUUAAUUAUUUUUUACAUUAUUACAGUUCUAAGGUAGAAGUCUGACAGUAGGGUCUUGGAGAAAUGAAUGUAAUGAUGGGACUUCCUUGUUUUCUCUCCCUGUCCUUCCCCACCUUAACAAUAAACAUUUGGCUCCCACUGGC
Protobothrops mucrosquamatus (brown spotted pit viper) is the source of this 2024-nucleotide messenger RNA. It is a transcript of the gene CXXC1, whose product is annotated as CXXC finger protein 1. Gene Ontology annotation, biological process: positive regulation of DNA-templated transcription. The coding region runs from base 72 to 1679 and encodes 535 amino acids. The record is from RefSeq and is a predicted model, not a curated record. Gene Ontology annotation, cellular component: Set1C/COMPASS complex. The transcript is spliced from 15 exons. Gene Ontology annotation, molecular function: DNA binding; zinc ion binding. Lineage: Eukaryota; Metazoa; Chordata; Lepidosauria; Squamata; Viperidae.